Molecule: messenger RNA, 3365 nt
Organism: Gadus macrocephalus (Pacific cod)
Lineage: Eukaryota; Metazoa; Chordata; Actinopteri; Gadiformes; Gadidae
Exons: 2
Coding region: 1048-2205 (385 amino acids)
Molecular function (GO): GTP binding
Source: RefSeq, a predicted model, not a curated record
AAAGGCAAUAGAGUAGAGAUGAGUUUUAAGAUUUGAUUUAGAAAUAGCUACAAAGCUACAAGCUGUUCCAUAGUUUAGGGGUAACAGCAGAAAAUGCCCUGUCUCCUCUACAUUUGUGUUUAGUUUUGGGAACAGCCAGUGCAGGUCAGAGGAUCUGAGACUUCUUAUAGGAGUGUAUUUGACUAGUAAGUCAGAUAGGUAAAUGGUGGCUUCCAUUUAAGCAUUUCAAUAAAAUACAAUUAAAUUAAAUUUAGUCAAGCAAGCAUUUGUUAUAGAAAUGCUACUGAGUAGGAAAAUAAGCAACUUAAGGAAACGAUAUAAAACAUGGCCAGGUCAAAUUAAAAGAGUUGUUUCCUUAUGGAGGGGAAAAUCUUUCAAGACAGCAGUAAUUUAGAUAAGAAGAUAUUAUUACAUGGUUUAUAGAUCCAGAGAAUCUACAGCUUUAAGAGGGGCGGUAGAGAGACAGAGCUCACAUGCUUCCUGCUCUCAGGAGACACAGCCGGAACAGCCAAGGUAGGACACAAACAUUCUCUGAUCAGUUAUAUUGACACCUAAUACAAAAAGGUUUUUGUGGUGCUGAUAUUAAUGUGCACUCAUUUGGAUCGUAAUCGAAAGGACGUUUCAGCCCCAAAACCAACGUUGGAUGUAAAAAAAAAAGAAGACGUUUUUUGCUGAUGUUGACCGUCUGUGUUGUGGAUUUUAAUUCAAGUUUAAUGUGAUUUAUAUCAUUACAAGUGCGGUAUUUAACACUGAGUUUCUCAUUAGGUCUACCAGGAGGUGUUCUGGCCUCUGUGUUAAAGGCUGAACCUGGACCUGGUCCAGACCGAUACAACCAGAUCAAACCAGGAAUAUUUCUACGAGAAUCACUCUUCAAAUCAACAAAGAAGAAGUCAGAUCUCUUCUGAUCGAACCUGGUUAGCCAGUCAGGAAAGCCAGGAAACUGAUGGUUGGCUUUCAGGCUUCCUCCUGUUAUCUUCUCCAAUCCUUAGAAAAUCUUACAACUCUUUGAUUUGUCAGAACUCUGAGCAGUUAACAAAUUGGGCUACAAUGAUAAAUACUUUGAAAGAAAAGUUUAGUUGGCCCCCCCCUAAGCGGUUGGCAGAAGCUGUUAAGAAUGAAGGCAGGAAGACUAAAGGACCUUCAGGUACUCUGGACGUUUACACUCUUCCUCUGAAAGCCCAGCCCAUGAAUGUAGAGGGAUGCAAGCGCUUCAUAUUUGGAAAAGACUCUGUGAAAAAGAACCGCACCAUCAUGGUUCUAGGAGCCACUGGGGCGGGGAAGUCCACCCUGGUCAACAGGAUGAUCAACUACAUCCUGGGGGUCACAUGGGACGAUACCUUCAGAUUCAAGUUGGUAGACGAAGGCACGGCCAAGUCCCAGGCUCACAGCCAGACCUCUGAAGUCACCGUGUACAAGCUCAACCACCGAGAGGGCUUCCAGAUCGACUACUCCCUGACUAUUGUGGAUACGCCGGGUUUCGGAGACACGGGAGGCAUAGAGAAAGACAGAAGGAUCAUAAGUCAGCUACAAAGGCUUUUCUCAGCUGAACAUGGAGUCAGCGAGAUCGAUGCCAUCUGCUUCGUGGCCCAAGCGUCUCUAGCUCGGCUUACACCAACACAGAAAUACAUCUUUGACUCAGUGCUCUCCAUAUUUGGCAAAGAUGUGGCAGAGAACAUCCGGAUUUUGGUGACAUUUGCAGAUGGCCAAACCCCUUCGGUUCUCCAGGCCAUCAAAGAAUCUGAGGUCCCCUGUCCUAAAGAGAAAGAUGGUUUACCAAUUCACUUCAAAUUCAAUAACUCUGCCUUGUUUGCUUACAAUAAGGUAACCGGUGCGAACAACAAAGGUGAUGACAAUGAGGAUGAUGAUGAUGAUGAAGAAGAAGAUGGCUUUGAGCAAAAGUUUUGGGCCAUGGGAACCAGAAGCAUGAAAAAAUUAUUUUCUGCUCUGAAUGCUAUUAAUACCAAGAGUUUGACCUUAACCAAGGAGGUGCUCAGACAGAGAGCUCAGCUGGAGAACUCCAUUGAGAAUCUCCAGAUUAAACUGAAAUUGGGUUUAACUAAACUUGGGGAGAUUGACCAAGAAUGUAAAAUUCUCCAAAAACAAGAGAUGGCGAUCACAGCCAACGAGGCAUUUGAGUAUGAGGUCAGCGUAACAAGGCUUGUUAAAGCCAAAGAAUCAAGUGAAAGCCAAAGAAUCAUCACUUAACUGUGAGAAAUGUAAUGUCACUUGCCACAAAUCAUGCAAGGUACAAUUUGGUGCCAUGUAUUAUUGUGAGGUCUUUAGCUGGAGGGGUAACUGCGUUGAAUGCAAAAGCAAGUGCCCUCUAUCGGCGCACGUCCGUGAGGGUUUCUACUGGGGUUCCGAGACUGUGAAGGAGAAACGAACCUUCAAGGAGCUAAAAGAAAAGUAUGAGAUGGCCUCUAAGGCAGCAAUGUCCAUUGCCGACAUCAUCAAACAGAUGGAGCUGGAGUACGCCCGCCUACACGAGGAGGUGGUCAGGCUGAUGGAGCGCUCAGCCCAGUGUCUCAACACCCUGAAGGAGAUCGCUCUGAAGCCCGAUCCACUGUCAAUGCCUGAAUACAUCGACCUGCUAAUAGAGGCAGAGAAGUCAGAGGCCAAACCUGGUUACCUGGAGCGCAUCAAUAAACUCAUGGAGCUGAAGAAAAAGGCCAUUACCACGGGGAAGGUUGCUAGCGGGGCCACAGUAGUCGCGAUGUGGGGGCAGGACAGACCAGCGGCUAGUACCUCUCCCAGCGCCAAAGGGACUGGGUCCAUUCAAUAACAUGUGAUUUACAUAUCAAAGCUUUUGAUUUGAUUUAAUCAAAUGAGAGUGAGAAUUAACAUGGUAAUGCAAUUUAUAGAAAUUAGACAUGUUUAUAAAAGAAAGUUACACUUUUUUCUGUUAUUGGGUCCCCAAUUGGCAGAGUAAAAUGCAUAAAAAUGCUGAUAUUUGAAUUCAUAUCCCUCAUUAACAGAGGAUUGUUUGUUCAGCUCAGUUUCUGUGUGAGGAGCCCUCCACCCCUUUCCUCACUCGUAAACCUUGACCUGACCACUGCGAUAACAUAGAGUGGGCUCAAUCAGUCUCGAUCGCGAUGUUUAAAUUAGAAGAUAUGGAGUUUAUUACCCUUAUUUGGAUUUUGUCUCUGUUGUUCUGUGUACUUUAUAAGCUUGGCCGCUCUCCCGACUCCACCUGAAACACUUAUUGUAUUGAGUAUUGACUCACUGCUUCUUUGUCCUAAUUGUAAUGACUUAAAAUGAAUUGUGCAAGUUCAUAAUGAGGUGCUGAUGAAUUUAAGACACGCACAUUUGAUUAUGGCUGUGAUUUGCUUGAAAUAUUUAUCAUGAGAUAAAUACAUUCCUCAUUA